CUCAAACUUAACGACCCAAGUGGGUUUUUUUGUUUGUUUGUAUGUUUUGUUUUGUCUUUUAAACAGAAAUCGCCACUCAGACCUGCUUUUGGCUUAAAGGACGAGAGGAAAGUCAGGCAGAUAGGGCGGCUGAAAAAUCUGUGACGUAUGAAUGGGGCCAUGCGCAAACCUUGUGUGACGUCGCUGAGGCCAGUAGAGAAAAACAGCCACUUCUGUCUAAGCCGCCAUUAGAGGACCUGCGUCGGGGCCUUGGGGCAGAGGUAGGUAGGCCAGCUCACCUGAAGAUCUCACCGCAGCCAUGAGCAAUAAGGAAUGCUUCAAGUGUGGACGCUCUGGCCACUGGGCCCGGGGAUGCCCUAAGGGAGGAGGAGCUCGAGGGCGCGGAAGUAGAGGCCGUGGCCGAGGGCCUCAUUGCAGUUCCACCACCCUACCUGUCAUCUGUUACCGCUGCGGUGAGCCUGGUCAUCAUGCUAAGAACUGUGACCUUCAGGAGGACAUCUGCUACAACUGUGGGAAAAGUGGCCACAUCGCCAAAGACUGUAUGGAGCCUAAGCGAGAGAGAGACCAGUGCUGUUACACCUGUGGCCGACCAGGCCAUCUGGCGCGUGACUGUGACCGUCAGGAAGAGCAGAAGUGCUACUCUUGCGGCGAACGUGGCCACAUUCAGAAAGACUGCACCCAAGUCAGGUGUUACCGUUGUGGUGAGACCGGCCAUGUGGCCAUCAACUGCAGCAAGCCAAGCGAAGUCAACUGCUACCGCUGUGGCCAAUCGGGCCAUCUAGCCCGGGAAUGCCCCAUUGAAACUACCACUUAAUUUUUCCCUUUGUCCCUCCCACCUCCUUUUGCUGAUUGAUAAUUGUAGUAUUUUCUCUGAAACUUCUUCUCUGACCAAAGGUUGAUGGACUGAGGCAACUAAAGACCAGUGAACUUCAAUUACCAUGUUAAAAGAGGAAAGGACUGGGAAAAAACAAAAAAAGUUACUCACUUGUAGAUGUUUUAUAAUUAAUGUGUUUCUGCACCACUGACGAAUCUGAUCAUUGAACAUCCUGAACAUGAGGCAAUUUCUAGAUUCUUUGGAUGUAUUUUGAUUUAACAUUUAAUUAAGAGCUACCGUGUACCAGCCACUGUUGGAGGAGCUAGAGAUAUAUCAGUGAACAAAUUAAACCAAGUUUGCAAACACAGGCCUAGAAUCUAACAAGUAAUAUAUAUAGUGUGUCAGAUGAAGAUAAAUUGCUAUAGAGAAAAAAAGAAUACCAGGUAAAAGGAUAGAGAGUGUGUAUGGGGGAGGGGGAACAUAUGUUUCUGUCUUAGGUACACAAGGCACCCUGAGGAGGUGACAUUUCCUCAGAGAUUCAUUGCAGAAAUAAAACUGAUUCUAGAAAUGUGUAUGACCCUGCCAAAGUAACUUUUAACUGUAUUGUAUAGUGAUUGCUUCGAUUUAUUUGACCUCAUUAGCUUUGAAAUAACAUUGGAAGAUACCCCUAUCUGGUCCUACAUAGAGUGUAUAGUAGUUAUGUUGUGAGCCACAUGGGAAGUCCCAUAGAGUUUAUAGUACAAUGAAAAGAAACCAUUGCAUGUAUAGUAUGUGUGUAAGCAGCUUUGAGAAAGAGCAAUGAGAAAACAAACAAACAAAAAAUCUUAGCAGCAAAUUAUGGACAUGUAGAUAUUGGUGGCAAA
Messenger RNA from Phacochoerus africanus (Common warthog), 1677 nucleotides. RefSeq names its product zinc finger CCHC-type containing 13 (gene ZCCHC13). Gene Ontology annotation, molecular function: single-stranded RNA binding; zinc ion binding; translation regulator activity. NCBI's taxonomy places the organism in Eukaryota, Metazoa, Chordata, Mammalia, Artiodactyla, Suidae. The record is from RefSeq and is a predicted model, not a curated record. Gene Ontology annotation, cellular component: cytoplasm. The transcript has a single exon. Bases 299 to 814 code for a protein of 171 amino acids. Gene Ontology annotation, biological process: positive regulation of cytoplasmic translation.